Molecule: messenger RNA, 4501 nt
Organism: Puntigrus tetrazona (Sumatra barb)
Lineage: Eukaryota; Metazoa; Chordata; Actinopteri; Cypriniformes; Cyprinidae
Gene: map7d2a
Product: MAP7 domain containing 2a
Exons: 18
Coding region: 394-3264 (956 amino acids)
Biological process (GO): microtubule cytoskeleton organization
Cellular component (GO): microtubule cytoskeleton
Source: RefSeq, a predicted model, not a curated record
GCAGUGUUUGGAUGACGUCACCCCGCGCGCGCUUCAGCACCACCGCGCUGUCCAGCCUCUCGCGACUCUGCUGUUUCACCGGACAGAGCAACUUUCCUCUCAAUCGAUCCUCCACCGCAAACCGAACGACCUGCCACGGCGCCACAGAGCGCGUUCUGCUGAGAGCGUAGAAAAGCGGGUCGGGUCCCGGUGGCGCAGCGGCGGUCCAGGAGGGAGCUGGCUAUGCUGUUUCUCUUGGCUUGAUUAUUUUUUUUUUGGGGAGGGGGGGUAGCUUUUUGCUGCGGCGCCGUCCGUGACAUUGCGGUUGGAAGAGCCGCCGGUGGACCGCGAAGAUGGCGGAGAGCGCUGUCAGUACGACGACAGGUGAGCGGCUUGCGCGAAGUCACUAAAGUAAUGACAUCACCUUUAACUCCGGAAAAAAGACCACAAAGCAAUGGACAUGCAUCACCAACUUACCAGAAAACCAACCAAGGCAGCCCUUCUAUAAAACACACUGAUGCUCUGACGCCGCCCACUGUCACCGAAAAGAAAACUCAAACCAAUGGGCACGCUUCACCUUCACGCCACCCACCCAAUACCAACGCACAUGCAGGUAAACAAUAUAUGGAGGGCUAUUUGAAGACAGAUGAUAGAAUGAGACUCGCCAAGGAGAGACGUGAGGAGAGGGAGAGGAGUUUGGCUGCCCGGGAGCAAGCCAUAAAGGAGAAGGAAAGGCGGGCACAGCUACAGUAUGAGAAGACGGUGGAAGAGCGAUGGAAGCGGCUGGAGGAGCAGAGACAGAAGGAGGAGCUUCGCCGAGCAGCCGUGGAGGAGAAGAGAAGACAGCAGCUGGAAGAGGAGAAGGAGCGUCUGGAAGCUUUAAUGAGGAGAUCACUAGAGCGCAGCUUGCAGCUGGAGAACAGGAAUAAACGCUGGGCUUGGGGUCCCAACGGCACCGCUCAAGGUGACUGGGAGAAUGCCCCGCCUCCUCUCUCUGCUGCCUCCGCCCUUCCCCAUGACCUCGCUGCCCCCUCUCCUGCUGCCAUCGAAUCAGGCAACGUGCCCUCCAGUCCUCACAGGUCACCAUACAGAGGAUCACCGAGUCGAAGAAGAAACAACCCUAUGCCAACGGAAGAGUCCAGUGGAGCUCUCAGUGCCCCCAACACACCCAAGAAAGAGAGAUUGCGUAGAGAGAGAAGGACUGGCUCUCCGGCUACAGGUUCUCCAGUUAGACGAGCUAAAUCUCCUGAUGUUACCCGGCGCUCUGCCUCACCUGCAACACCCAAGUUAUUGCCUAAGAGUCGUACCCAGUCACCCUGUACAGUGCGCCAGUAUCCACCCUCCCCUAUGAAACACCGACCGGCCACACCGGUCAGUGACAGCAGCAGGAAGACAGAAGACAAGCAAGCCGAGGACAUCAAAGGUUUGGAUCCCAAGGAGGGCAGGUCUCUCAAGUCUGAGAUCCACCAGAACAAGAGCCCCAACAAUGAAAGCCUAGAUAAAAACCCAAAAAUGGAGACAAGUGCUUUCAGCACACCACCUCCAGAAAGAAGAGCAAUAAAGAUCGAAAAUCACAUUAAUGGGUCAAAGGAGAAAAAAAGUGUAGUUUUAGAAAACCAACAGAAGAAGACUGACAAGAUGGAGACCCCUGAGAAAAAACAUCCCAAAUCAAACUGUAAUGAUAUGACUGCAGAUCCUUCACCCCUGAACUCUCCUGGCAAGGUAGUUGCUGGAAUGACAGAUGCUGAGGAGGCGUCUCGUCUGCUUGCAGAACGCAGACGUCUGGCCAGAAUACUGAAGGAACAAGAGGAGAAACAACGCAGGGAAUUGGAGGAGCAGGAAAAACUAAAGAGUGAGCAGCUUAAGAAGAGGCAGCUGGAGGAAAGAGCUCGACAAGAAGAGAAAGCUCGUCAAGCUGAGGAGGAGAAAUGCAGACAAGAGCAGGAACGGAAGAAGAGAGAGCAGGACGAGAAAAAACAGAAGGAGAAGGAGCUUCAGGCUCAGAUGGAGAAAGAGAAGGAGGAGGCAGAGAUUCGUGCUCAAAAGGAUGCUGAGCGUCAGCGGCAGGAGAGAGAGCUUUUCAAACAGCAGGAGGAACAGGAAAGACAACAACGAAAAAAGAGAAUUGAAGAAAUCAUGAAGAGAACCAGGAAGAGUGAUGGCGAGAUGAAGAGAGAGGACAGCCCAGAGCCCUUAUCUCCGGUCUCCUACCCCGUCUCUCCUCCAGGCAGUAACCAUUUGAUCUCAAAUGCUGAAGUCAAAUCUCAGGCCAACUCCAUUCAGCCAACCUCUGUGCACGGCCAGAGCGACAAACCAGGUAAACGACCAGAGAACACGUGUGCGAAUGAGCAGAUGAAGUCACCUGCUCACGUGCCCUCAAAAAAUCCCUCCUUGAACGGUCACAUUAACAUGAACUCUGCUGCGGUUAAAACACAAGAGAAAGAAAAGUUAAGCGAAGAGAAGGCCAAGACAAUUAGGCAAGAGAGAGAACACGCGAAGACCCAAGUGAAGGAGGAAAUAAAGCGAGAAGACGCAUCAGCUGCAAAGGUGCAGGGAACUCCACUGAAGAGCUCUCCUGAAAACACUGUAGCAAAUAUUAAGAGUAUUGUGACGACAGACAAUAAAUCCCAAGGUUCCACUCAAACGAAAGCACCUGCAAAUAUGCCCACUCACUACCUGACCAAUGGAAAAAGCCAAACUAUCACUCAGGUGGCCAGUAACCAAAUGAAAACACUUGAUUCUGUACAAAUGAAUGGACAGGCCACAGCUCGGGGACCUACGAAGGAAAUCACUGUGAAGAAAUCAGAUAUCCCUCAUGCCAAUGUACAGGGGAGCUCAAACGUAACUGUCCCUCAGGCUGGUAGACACAUGAUAACACAGGUGAAACCAAAGGAGGGAGGAAACGACAACCUGCCCUCUUCCUUGACCCCGUUGCCAGAGUCAAAACCCCCUCUGCCUCUUAUUCGUCUGGACACUUUGGAGGGGAAGAGCGGAGCGGCAGAUGAAGUGCAGUACAUGGAGGUUAGCCCCGUUUCGAAGGAAGAGCUCAUUUCCAUCCCAGAAUUCUCGCCAGUGAACUCUCCCCAGCAGAAUGGAAUGAAUAACAUGCGUGCUCUAGAGGACCUGUUGGAUCUGACCGGACAAGUAGCUUAUCCCAGACUCUCUCCGGCUGCCAGCCUGGGCGACUGCAACAAGAAUCUAAUAGAAGGUGUCUGUAGCCCUGGAUCUGACUCGAAACUCAUUCCCACCAACCCUCCGGCCUCUGACAAACGCCACGUACAAUAAUGGUAAUGAGACAGACUACAUUGGUGCAGCUGACUGCAAUGGGAUAACUGCUCAUCUCUUUUAAAAGAAAAGAAAAUACUCCUGGGCAAAUUCGUGCAAAAUUCGUCUGUUUAGUUUCAGUGUUGCCCUCAUUAAAAAUGAUGUCCUUCUGCCUUUAAUCUUUACAGCACAAAAACCGAGUAUAUUGAAGCUGUGGUUCAGUAUUAUGGACAGAAUUUAAUUCAAGUGUGUAGUGUUCACCAAAUGUGGUGUGUGUUGUGUGUAUGUUUAUAUACGUACAAAUGUGGAUAGCCAAAAUUGCUGGUAAGAGGGUUUGGACAUAAUACUUUAAAGGUAUCUUUCGCCAGAGUUCAACAUUUUCCAAUGACAUCGUCAUCACUGGAUAGAGACAGAACACUGAUUGGUUACUGUUAUAUUUUAGGAAGCAUAACUGUAUGAAGUAAUAAAUAGUGUGAAAUAUUAACUCUUUGUAGUUAGAAAUACGCGAUAAGAGGUUUCUUUGCCAGUCAACUCUUUCAUUGGUAACAGUAUUAUUAUGAACUGUUUUGUUGAGAAAUUGCUAUGUAUUUUAAGCUCAACUAACAUCUCCUGCAUUGCAUCACACUGUAUUAAACCCCCAGUUUGCUAUGAAAUGCUUGUACCGCAGGACAUUAGCAUAUUAGAGAAAUAUGACCAUCAGUGAAUACAGCAUGUAUAUUAUUAAAAGAAUUUAUGGCGGUAAUCCCAUUUUAAAGCCCUAGUCUACCAGUAAUUAGUGUCAUAUUCUUCAUCCGGUGUCAUCACUGUGCUUAACAAUGUAGUUUCAGUCUCAGACGUUCUUUUGACGAAUGUUAACCAGUUACAUUGGAGUCCUGACUUUAUUCCUUGACAUUGAAGAAGGAAAGUGUUGUGGUCCAAACCAAAAAAAAAUCCAUUGGUGUGCUUUUACUUGCCCAAACACUUCACUAGUCUGUGGGUGUUGCAGGUAUACAUGUUUUUGGAGUGGGUGGGUAUGAGAGUUGACUGCUUUGUUGUUUAAUUGUUGUAUAUAGUGUGGAUGCACAAAAAAGCUUACUUGAAAAACUGUUUAAUUAGCCUGCAGGGAACUUCUAAACUUCUCCAAGUGUCUCAGCUUCAAUCUCUGAAUACAGUACAGCAGUGACUUCAAGUUGUGAUUACUGUAGAUGAUGUGCAUGGUGGCAUGAGCAUCAAGCCAUAAUUAUAUGCCUAGAAAUAAACCAAUAAACUGUCUUUACCA